UGGGCGCUAGCCUCGGGGCCUCUGGGGCCGGUUCCGGGGCCUGGAGGGGCUGCAGGAAGCGGAGGCAGCUCCAGACGCCCGGAUCGAAGCGGGCGCAGACACCCGAAACGGCUGGGGUGGCCGCGAGGCGGCUGCUGAGUAAUCCCGGGCGGCGGGUGGGGGCGGCCGGGCGCCCACGUUCCCCGCGCCGCAGCCCGGCGGCGGCUCCGCCUUCGCGUCCCUCCCCGCCCCCUGCCGGCUGCUGUGCUCGGUUCCCGGCAGGUCGGAGCCGGGCUCGGGGAGCGCGGGCCACUGCAGCCCCUCCCGCACCUCGCCUCGGCCUGCGCGGGGCCUCGUGCGCUCAUGGCCGGCUCCGAGCAGCAGCGGCCGCGGCGGAGGGAGGACGGCGACCCGGAUGCGGCAGCGGCGCCCCUGCAGGACGCGGAGCUGGCCCUGGCUGGCAUCAACAUGCUUCUCAACAACGGCUUCAGGGAGUCGGAUCAGCUUUUCAAACAAUACAGAAAUCAUAGCCCAUUAAUGAGUUUUGGAGCCAGCUUCGUCAGCUUUUUGAACGCCAUGAUGACGUUCGAGGAGGAGAAGAUGCAGUUGGCAUGUGAUGACUUAAAGACCACGGAGAAGCUGUGUGAAGGUGAAGAGGCUGGAGUAAUCGAGACAAUUAAGAAUAAAAUCAAGAAGAAUGUUGAUACCCGGAAAUCCACCCCCUCAAUGGUCGAUCGACUUCAGAGGCAAAUCAUUAUUGCCGACUGCCAGGUUUACUUGGCUGUGCUUUCCUUUGUGAAGCAAGAAUUGUCAGCCUACAUUAAAGGUGGGUGGAUCCUUAGGAAAGCCUGGAAGAUUUACAAUAAGUGCUACGUGGACAUCAAUGCCCUUCAGGAGCUGUAUCAGAAGAAGCUGACGGAAGAGCCCUUGUCUUCUGAUGCUGCAAAUGAUAACCACAUUGUGGCCGAAGGGGUGACUGAGGAGUCCCUAAGCAGACUGAAAGGUGCUGUGAGCUUUGGAUAUGGCCUUUUUCACCUUUGCAUAUCCAUGGUGCCCCCAAACCUGCUCAAAAUCAUCAACCUGCUGGGGUUUCCUGGAGACCGCCUACAGGGCCUUUCUUCACUGACGUAUGCGAGCGAAAGUAAGGACAUGAAGGCCCCUUUAGCUACAUUAGCCCUGCUGUGGUACCACACUGUGGUCCGCCCAUUCUUUGCCUUGGACGGCAGCGACAACAAGGGGGGCCUGGAUGAGGCUAAGGCAAUUCUUCUCAGAAAGGAGUCUGCUUACCCAAACUCUUCCCUCUUCAUGUUUUUCAAGGGACGGAUCCAGCGGUUAGAGUGUCAAAUCAACAGUGCCUUGACUUCCUUUCACACUGCUCUGGAGCUGGCUGUAGACCAGAGGGAGAUCCAGCAUGUCUGUCUGUAUGAAAUCGGCUGGUGCAGCAUGAUUGAACUCAACUUCAAGGAUGCGUUUGACUCCUUCGAGAGGCUGAAGAACGAGUCCAGGUGGUCCCAGUGUUACUACGCAUAUCUGACUGCAGUUUGUCAGGGAGCCGCGGGCGAUGUGGAUGGGGCACAGCUCGUUUUUAAAGAAGUCCAGAAGCUGUUCAAAAGGAAGAACAACCAGAUUGAGCAGUUCUCAGUGAAAAAGGCUGAGCGAUUUCGGAAGCAAACCCCAACCAGGGCGCUGUGUGUGCUGGCCUCCAUUGAAGUGCUGUACUUGUGGAAAGCCCUUCCCAACUGUUCCUUCCCCAACCUGCAAAGGAUGAGUCAAGCUUGCCAUGAAGUAGACGAUUCAUCUGUCGUUGGAUUGAAGCAUCUGCUCCUUGGCGCCAUACACAAAUGUCUAGGAAACUCACAAGAUGCUGUCCAGUUCUUCCAGCGAGCUGCUAAAGAUGAACUGUGUCGUCAGAAUAACUCAUAUGUCCAGCCAUAUGCAUGCUACGAGCUUGGCUGUCUCCUACUAGACAGAGCAGAGACUGUAGCAAGAGGCAGAACUCUACUCCUUCAGGCAAAGGAGGAUUUUUCUGGCUACGACUUUGAAAACAGAUUGCAUGUCCGCAUCCACGCUGCUCUGGCCUCCCUAAGGGAACUGGUCCCUCAGUGAUAAACUCUGAGUGGCCCCUCUGUCCCCUCUACCCAGGGUCAGCACUAUGAAAGCAGAGGAGAAAGCUCUCUUGAAGAUCAGCUUUUCUUCUGGAGACCACCUGUGCCAGGGAUGGGUUUCCUGAUGUCGCUGACAUACUAAAGAUUCCUCUUUUAAACAUGUAGCUACAGAGUAAUAAAGAUGUCCAUAACGUAACAGUAACCAACCUGGGUGAGGGUUAAGUGACCUUGUUCAAACAUUUUAGUUUUGUGAUUUAUUAUUUUUAAAUAAAAUCAAACUAAAUAUUCACCCUGUGAUCUUGUAGGAGUGCCUACAUGAAGCACAGAUCAGAGUGGGCUUGGUGAGAGCCGUACCCCAAAGUUGGAAACAGUACUACACAUAGCAUGUCUCUGUGUUUAGAUAAAAAUUAAAGACUUUUCUAGUAUUCUUCUUUCUACUGGAAAUGUUCUUAUAACAGUUAUGGUACAAACAUUCUUGGCUGGACAUAGUGGCAUGUGCCUUUAGUCCUAGCACACAGAAAGCAGAGGCAAGCAGGAUCUCUGAAAAAGAAUUCUCAUCCUUUACCAUGUGCAUUGAGACUCAGGUCCAGCAAUGACAGUUGGCAUUCUCCAGUUGCUCACAUUUCAUGGGGCAGACCUCAGGACCAUGAACUGAAUACUAUUUUUAUAUAAAACAUGUAAAUAACCCAGAACUCCAUGCUUAACGUAUAGAGAUCAAAUGCUAUGCAGCUCAAGUUUUGUCGUCAAAAAUACUUUCACUGGGGACAUCAUCCCCAGGGGCUGGGAGGUCAGUAAAGGGCUUGCCAUACAUGCAUAGCCCCAUGUUCUUGUUCCCAGUACCCAUAUAAAAACAAAAGUAGCUAGGCAUGCUCCAGCAUAGGUGCACUCCUAGUGCUUGGGAUGCAGAGGCAGGAGGAUCCAUUGAGCUCUUCCUCACCCUGAGUUCACUGGCAAGCUAGUCUUGCUGAAAUACUGAGCUGCAGGUUUUGUGAGGACCCUGCCUCAAGACAAUAAGGUAGAGCGACUGAGGAAGACCUGAGCCUGACCCCAUACAUACACACACAUACACUCCUACACACAUUCAUCCCUAGGCUGUCUGCAAAAGUUCUCAAAAUGGAAGCAACAAAACAGGAGCAGAGAAGAUAAGUCUGCAAGCACGUCCCUGCCACCAGUCCCAUUGGAGAACCAAACCCCCGGUCGGCUGACCAGCACCUACAUUCUAUGAGUUCUGCUAUGAAGAUUACCGCUGAUCACCAUUUAACCCUUUAGCACAGCGGUUCUCAACCUGUGGGUCACGACCUCUUUAGGGUUGGGUUGAGUGACCCUUUCACUGGGGACACAUCCUGCAUAUCAGAUUUACAUUACUAUUCAUUACAGUAGCAAAAUUACAGUUAUAAAGUAGCAACGGGAUAAUUUUUUGGUUGGGUGUCAGCGUAGCAUGAACUGUAUUAAAGGGCCACCGUGUUAGGAAGGGUGAGAGUCAUCACCCUAACAUCCAUCUCACGAAGGCUGUAGUUCCAUGAGUGUGGUUUGUUCCUGAUACUUUUUUGGUGCCAAAUUAUCUGCAGGGCUGUGUGUUGCCAGAAUUUCACCACUCCCUCUCACCUCAGGUUGUUGACUGUUAAAGAGAAUUCACUGUUACGGUUUACUCCUUCAUUGCUGGGAUUUACUGGUGAUUGGAUGUGCUUUGUGCUCAGUACUACACAGCUGUGGUUUUGAAUAAACACCUCGGUCACUUUUAUGAA
This is a messenger RNA of Grammomys surdaster, 3829 nucleotides long. RefSeq names its product tetratricopeptide repeat domain 39C (gene Ttc39c). The record is from RefSeq and is a predicted model, not a curated record. Bases 343 to 2085 code for a protein of 580 amino acids. The transcript is spliced from 14 exons. Gene Ontology annotation, biological process: cilium assembly; otolith morphogenesis. Lineage: Eukaryota; Metazoa; Chordata; Mammalia; Rodentia; Muridae. Gene Ontology annotation, molecular function: protein binding.